AUGCUGUCGCUCUCUCGAGUUGCAAGCCUCAUCUGGGACGUCUGGGGCGAGCCCUUUGCCACGGCGAUCGGAGCCUAUGAGCCUCAAGACCGUUCGUACGGGCGAUGGUCGAUCCCCUUUUCGCCCAUGGAGAAGCGCCUCUACGAGAACCCCGGGAUCGACGUGCAGUUCCACAAGGUCAUGAUGCCCAACGGAAAGGACUGGGUCUGGUACCAGGUCUGGCAGGACCCCGCUGCGAUGCAGAUGACCGGAAGGCGCGCAGACAUGAUCUUUGUCCACGGAACGGGAGUCCACUCUGGAACGCUCGCAAGCCAGUGCCGCCGCUACCUCGAUUCCGGCUUCCGACUCCUGGUCCCGGACCUGCCCUCGCACGGCUACUCGUCUGGAAUCCACGUCUACCAACGGCACAUGUCUGGCUAUACGGCGGGCCUCCGAGCCGUCCUGCACGACGUUGCGCGGCGCGACGACGCCGAGGUCGGGCCUGGCUUCAAGCUGACCAAGACCGAGAGGCGCAAGACGUUCAUGCUCGGGCUGUCGUUUGGCGGUCUGGUCGCCUUUUCCUACGCCGUCCACUACCCGGCGUCGCUGCGCGAGGACGAGAGCGAUCCCGACGAGAUCCCCAUCGACGGCAUCAUCGGAGUCGGCCCCGUCGUCAACCACAACCUGCGGUACGUGCCCAUCUCCAAGGGGCUCCGCGUCGGUGCCUGGAUCGCCGAGAGGAUCUUCCGCAUGGGCCGGUUCGAGCUCAUGGUGCCGCACAAGAAGUCGGUCGACCGGGACCCAAAGGUGUACGACGCCCUCAUCAACCAGGACAAGCGCAGCCACCAGGGCGCGUUCCGCAUCGGGCACCUGUUUUGCAUCGACGAGGCCAUGGUGGCCAUCAACGCCGCCGCGUCGACGAUCAAGCACCCGUCCUACGUCCAGAUGGGCUCGCAGGACCGCGUCGUCGACAUCCCCGCCACGCUCAAGUGGUUCCGCAACGUGGGCGCCGACGACAAGCGCUUUGAAAUGUACCCCGUCUGCCAGCACGUCGUCUACCGCAAGGCCAAGGUCGAGGCCGAGGACCUGGCGGGCCGCAUCACUGUCAUCGACGACAACGUCAAGUGGAUGUGCCAGCGCUCGCCCGCCUACGUGGGCAGCCGGUACCGCCGCAUGCGCUCCUACAGCUCCAACAUCAGCUCGCUCAGCGACGGAUCCAAGGCCUCGCUCUUUGACCACGACGACUCGCUCAGCGAUGCCGGCUCGGUGUGCACCUCGGUCCUCAGCACGCCCGUCGUGCCGCGCGAAGACUUCGACUUUGGCGGCUUCGCUGGCAGCCAGCGACCCUCGUUUGACGCCGGCGCCGCUGCCGUCGCAGCUGGCCCCUCGUAUUCGUCGGCGCUCCGGGCUAAGCCGAUCGACGAGAGCGUCAUCCGCCGCAAGCUGUCGUACGGCGAGAUCAUCCCCGUUGGCAGCCCCGACGAGUGGGACACGGACGCCGACGGCGAGCGCAUCCUGCGCAGGCCCUACUGGGACCACGCCGAGGAGUGGCGGCCGUUCCAGCUCUACCCGCACUGGUGA
Messenger RNA from Pseudozyma flocculosa PF-1, 1560 nucleotides. RefSeq lists its product as uncharacterized. Gene Ontology annotation, cellular component: membrane. NCBI's taxonomy places the organism in Eukaryota, Fungi, Basidiomycota, Ustilaginomycetes, Ustilaginales, Ustilaginaceae. The coding region runs from base 1 to 1560 and encodes 519 amino acids. The record is from RefSeq and is a predicted model, not a curated record. Gene Ontology annotation, molecular function: lipase activity. The transcript has 2 exons.